Molecule: messenger RNA, 927 nt
Organism: Nothoprocta perdicaria
Lineage: Eukaryota; Metazoa; Chordata; Aves; Tinamiformes; Tinamidae
Gene: LRRC55
Product: leucine rich repeat containing 55
Exons: 3
Cellular component (GO): voltage-gated potassium channel complex
Molecular function (GO): transmembrane transporter binding; potassium channel activator activity; voltage-gated potassium channel activity
Source: RefSeq, a predicted model, not a curated record
UGCCGCUGCCGCGCGCAGGCCGUGGACUGCAGCGGGCAGCGCCUGGCCGCCGUGCCGCCCGAGCUGCCGCUGGACACGGGCAACCUGAGCCUGGCGCACAACCGCAUCGCCCGCAUCCCGCCGGGCUACCUGGCGUGCUACGGCGAGCUGCGCGUGCUCGACCUGCGCAACAACUCGCUGGCCGAGCUGCCCGCCGGCCUCUUCGCCGCCGCCGGCCGCCUGGCGCAGCUCGACCUCAGCUACAACAACUUCAGCCACGUGGCGGCCGACGCGUUCGCGGAGGCGCGCGCGCUGCGGCGCCUCGACCUCAGCCACAACCCGGGGCUGCGCCGCGUGCACCCGCACGCCUUCCGCGGCCUGGCCCAGCUGCGCGACCUGGACCUCAGCCACGGCGCCCUGGGCGCCCUCAGCCUCGAGGCGCUCGAGGCCCUGCCGGCCUUGGUGAGCCUGCAGAUCGGCGGCAACCCCUGGGUGUGCGGCUGCACCAUGGAGCCCCUCCUCAAGUGGCUGCGGAGCCGCGUCCAGCGCUGCAGCUCGGACUCCCAGGUGGCUGAGUGCCGGGCCCCCCCCGAAGUGGCGGGCGCCCCUCUCUUCUCCCUCACGGAAGAGAGCUUCAAGGCCUGCCACCUCACGCUGACGCUGGACGACUACCUCUUCAUCGCCUUCGUGGGCUUCGUGGUAUCCAUCGCCUCGGUGGCCACCAACUUCUUGCUGGGCAUCACAGCCAACUGCUGCCACCGCUGGAGCAAAGCCAGCGAGGACGAGGAGAUCUAGCCCUUCCCCUCCGAAAGCCAAACCCUUUUGCCUGGGGUAGCCAAGAACAACCCAACUCUCGCCCCAAGAGCGGCGCCGGCCUGGGCUGUUCCGCCCGAGGGGCUCCAUGGACGGCCGUGUCGGGAGCCCUCGCCCUCCUCUCCGGAGCUUUGG